Molecule: messenger RNA, 4602 nt
Organism: Megachile rotundata (alfalfa leafcutting bee)
Lineage: Eukaryota; Metazoa; Arthropoda; Insecta; Hymenoptera; Megachilidae
Gene: Invadolysin
Product: leishmanolysin-like peptidase, invadolysin
Biological process (GO): proteolysis; cell adhesion
Cellular component (GO): cytoplasm; membrane
Molecular function (GO): metalloendopeptidase activity
Source: RefSeq, a predicted model, not a curated record
AACUGUAAUACAAUAGUGACGAUAUAAAGUAAUGCUUAUCGGGCAUUUCGUAUUUACGUGUACGGUUACUCCCAAGGGAGUUAUCGCGGCGACAACAGAGAGCGUCUGCCGCGCUCGAAGUAUCGAACGUGAGUGGUGUGGCGCUGGAUGCCGUGACGCUUAUAUAAAUGCGCGGCGUCGUCACGCGCGCUCAGUAUGUGUCAUGCUUUGCGAGCGCGAGCGUCGUCCGUGAUGGCGGCUCGUGUGCGGUUGAAGAUGCAAUGCGACACCGUUAUAUCGUUUUUCGUUGUGAUUGCGGUGAUGUGUGGUGUAGAUCUUGUGUGUGGAAUGUUCGAACAUCGUCACUGCAAUCAUCAGCAUCCCCGUCCACACGAGGUAUGUCAAUUAUUACUGUACAACCAAUUAAGUUAUCAACUAGUCUAAUGAUACACAGAAAGAUGGUUAUUCAUGGUGUUCAUAUAGAGCCGGCACAUGAAGUAAAAAAACGUAGUAUCAAUCAACCAGUUCGAAUCCUCCUAUCGUACGAUGAAAGUGUCUACAGGUUGGAUGAUGAAAAGCUGGAUGUCAUUAAUAAUACCAUACUACCGGAAGCUGUACACUUUUGGGAGCGAGCUCUUAUGGUCCGUGAAACGAAGGGCACCAUCAGAUUGAGCAGGAAAUGUGAAAGUAGUCAAGUCUUCGUUAAAGAUCACCAUACACAUUGCAUAGACACCUGUCGUUCUACUACUAUGUGUGGUGACGUAGUCGUCCCUGAAGAACAUCUUGAUGUUUGCAGAACAUGUAAUGCAACAGGACACAACUGUGGAAUUGCGGAGGGCAGUAAAGCCGGCCCAGGAAUAGAUGGCGCUGAUUUUGUUUUUUAUGUAUCUGCAAUGCAAACAGCAAGAUGUAACAAAGGAUUAACCGUAGCUUAUGCAGCGCAUUGUCAGCAAGAAGCAGCAUUAGAUCGACCAAUUGCGGGACACGCCAAUUUGUGUCCUAAGGGUAUAACCACGAAACCACAAGAACUGGAAACUCUGUUAAGUACCGUAAAACACGAGAUAUUGCAUGCCUUGGGAUUUUCUGCAAGUCUGUACGCUUUCUACCGAGAUGAAAACGGUGAACCCAGAACACCAAGGAGAAGUGAUACAGGAAAACCGUUGUUGAACGAAAAAUUACAAACGCAUCAAUGGAGUGAAAAUACUAUUAAAACCGUAAUCCGACCGCAUUGGCAAGUACAUGAUGGUUAUAUAGAAAGGUCUAUGCAAAUAGUAGUUACUCCCAAGGUUCGCGCCGAAGUUCGAGCUCACUUCAAUUGCCCGGAAUUAGAGGGUGCAGAGUUGGAAGAUCAGGGAGAAGAUGGUACGGCACUGACACAUUGGGAAAAACGAGUAUUUGAAAAUGAAGCAAUGACAGGGACUCAUACUCAAAAUCCAGUUUAUUCGAGAAUAACACUCGCCCUCAUGGAAGAUACAGGAUGGUAUAGCGCAAAUUAUUCAAUGGCUCAAGAACUAGGAUGGGGUAAAAAUCUUGGUUGCGAUUUUGCAAUGAAAUCGUGUAAGGAGUGGAUAUCUUCAAAAUCAUCUAGAUUGUCAGGAAAGUCUAUUCAUCCAUUCUGUAAUAAAGUAAAGCAAGAUCCAUUACAAACAGAAUGUACCGAUGAUCGAAGUUCGGUAGCACUCUGCAAUUUAAUUAGAUAUCCAGAACCAUUACCAAAAAUGUAUCAGAAUUUCGAUUCGAUUCCUCACAUACCAGCUGGAGAAGAACAAUACUAUGGAGGCUCUGUAUCUCUUGCAGAUUAUUGUCCAUACAUUCUAGAAUUUACAUGGAGAGCUCGAAAUAUAGUAGUCAGAGGAUCUCAUUGUUUAUAUGAAGAAAACAAUCCUCAUGCGGACAAAAAUUUUGCGUUAGAAAAAUAUGGUCCACAUUCAAGAUGCUUUGAUCAUACAGACCAAAUGUGGGAGGAAAGAACCUGUAAGCAAGCUCGACAGUGGAGACAUUGGGGUUCUGGCUGUUAUCAAUAUAAAUGUGAAGCUGGAAGACUACAUAUUAUGGUUGCGAAUUACACUUAUACUUGUUACCAUGCUGGUCAAGAAAUUGCUGUUCGAAUAAUACAAAAUGGUUGGCUCCAUAAAGGUGCUCUAAUCUGUCCCCCAUGUCGAGAUAUUUGCGAGGAGGAACUAAAAGAAAAGCACGAACAUUGCAAGCCAGGAGAUGAACACCCACCUGCAACCUACUAUCAUAGAGACAAUUUAUAUUGCUCAUCUGCAGGAAUAUUUGAAAACUGGACAAUGUUUAUCAUUGUAAUUUGUUUGUUAAUUCCUAGAUGAUACGUUGCCGAAUGUAGGUAAUAGAUUGAUUAAUAUUCAGAAUACAUAAAUUUAUAAAUUAUGAAAUAAUUUGUUCCACUGUAAGACAAACUGAUGUUCAUCGUACUCACGCUUUGGAUUUAUGUUAAACAUAUUUGCAAAUUAUUAUGUAAUUAGAAUAAUAAGUUUAACGAGGUAUUUGUUAAGUGCCAAUAGUAGUAAGUACAGGGUAUUUUAUCUAAAUUGCAUAUCUAGUGUUAUUUCAUUCUUAUUUUUAUUGUUAGUUAGAAUGACAAGACAACUUUUAUUUUUAUUGACUCAGAACCGUUUGAAAAAACAGAUUCUUCGAUUUUAGAGGAAAAAUAAUGUAAUUACAAAAAGUUUUAAAAAUCACAUAAGAACUUUAAGUACUGUGAGAAGUUCAAGAGACUGCCUUUGAAAGAAAUAAGGUUGUCGUUGGCCGAACAUUUUACUAUAGCGCUAUUUCUGAAAAACAAAAUGAUGGCUAACGAUAGCAGUCCAUCUAUAUUUAGAUAUGUGUAUAGUUGAUAAUGAAAGGCAUUAGCCCUUUGCCUUGUUAUAACUUUUAUUGUACGAGCAUCUACUGAGCUUUGUACAAUAUAUACUUCCAUAGACAUAUUUAAUAAAGGAAACAAUAAUACAUACCUAUUAUAUGAUCAUUGGCAUAACUAAUAUCUUUGGAAAGAAUUAGCCAAAUAUGUUUCUCUAGCAAGCAUUACAAUAUGAUGGAAAAAGAACUAGAAAAUUAUGGAGCAAUAUAGUAUUUUCUAGAAAAAAUGAUUUAAGGAAAGCAGGCCCUACCAUUCAUACACAUUAGGCAUAAAGCAUAAGUUCCAAUUGUUAUAGCAAAUGAUGGGGCCUUCUUUUGUCAUAUUUUUAUUAUCCCUAGGGAAUCCUACCGUACCCUGUAUUGUAAUUAUUUCAAUAAAUUCUGAUAGAAGUUUAAUUCACACUGGGCCCUAGGUAGUUAUGCCAAUGCAAUACAUCAUACAAUUCUUUUGGAAAACCUAAAAAGAUGAGGGAUCAAAGGUCGCACUGAUACUGUAAGCCUCAAACAGUGUUUGCUGUAACAAACUAUAUUGUGAAAGUCUCGAAACUCUAAUUAUGUAAUAAUUCUGUACGGCAUGAAUGAAUGAGUGAAAAUGAUAAAACUAUCAUAAUAGUAUCAGAUUAAUAUAAAAUAAAAUAUUAUUAUUAUUAUUACUAUCAUUAUUGGUAAUAGAUUCAGUACUUGUGAUAGCAAUUGUAAUAAUAAUAGUAAUAGCUGAGUAUAAAAGAUUGAUACAAAUUUAAAGAUAGGCUAUAAAAGUUUCUGAUUAAGGACUGCAAUGUAAUAAGUAAAAGAAGGAACAUUAAAAACAAUUAUAAUUCAGGAAAAGAGUACGAAGAAAUUAUCUUCUGUUAAAAGAAAACGAUGUGCAUACAUAAUUUAAUAGUUAAAUUGCUGCAAAAAAAGUAAAUUAAAUUAUAAUUAAAUAUUACAUUUAUUUUAAAUUUAAUUAUAAAAUAUGAUUGAUAGUCAUUUUAUGAUUGCUAAUAUACAUUCCAAUUUCCAAUGAUAACAGAUCAUUGCUUCGGCAAUAAAGUAAAUAUAUUUCAAAUAGUAAUUAUGGACUGUUGAAUGUAAACAGCUGAUUGAAAGAACAUUAUAACCAUUUCAAAGUUGUGAAAAACCAUUUUAAAUGAAUCCUGUAUUUUUUUAAUAUAAAAAUAAAAAAUAUGUAAACCAAUAAUUAGAAUGAUACAAAUUUAAGAUGAAAUAUGAUAGCUUAAGAAACUAUUGUCCAACACUUGAGUUUAGAAUUGAAAUAUCUAUAUACAUAACAUGCAUAUAAAUAUUGUGCAAAUGUAAAAAUACAUGACUUGGUGUAAAAUUUCAAUCAAGUGAAGGAAAACAGAAGUAGAUCAGAACUUUUUAGAAAUUAUAAUAAUAAAUUUAUUUCUAUGUCACAUUUCCCAAGACAAAUUCAAAUAAAUUAUAAGGUACCCUGUACUUAUACUGAACUAAUUACACCAUAUACUUGAUUACUAUUAUGCUUUUUGUAGAGACAUUGUGAUUUUUCACAUCAAAAGUACUAUAUAGUGUACAGUACCAAUGUAAACUGCUAAUGAAAGCCACUGAACUAAGUGAAGACAAGUGGUUAAAACAUGUACAUAAGUGCCAAUUAUAUAAUUGCCUAUGUAUUCCAUACCAAUUUAGUUGCUAUUAUAUACAUAUGUUAACAUGUUCAACAAUUUAGUGGUUCAUAUCUGUUUCUUAAUCUUUGUUAUGUAAAAUAUAUAUUUCUUUAAG